CAAACAUGGAUGCGCCCAGUGAUCAGAGUUUAAAAGACAAAAUUGAAAAAAUUCGUGCAAAAAACAGAAAAAAGUGCUUGCGUUCUAAGAAAGCAUCAUCUGAAAGUGAAGAUGAAAAGGAAGAAGAUAUGAGCGCCUUAUUGGAAGAUGCUAAAGAACUGAGAAAACUGAGGAAAAGAGCAAAUGGUGUAAGUGCUGUUGGUUUAGCCCUUGGAAAAAAACUAACUGUGCAAGAAGAAUUGACUGUGGAUGAUCCAUUUAAAUUGAAAACAGGGGGUUUUAUUGACAUGAAAUCAUUAAAAGGGAAAGGAAAGAUUGGUGGCGAUGAACUAGAUGCAGUGCAUUUGGGCAGUGUUUUCUCAGCAGAAACCAAUCGUAGGGAUGAGGACGCAGAUAUGAUGAAAUAUAUUGAAGAAGAACUUGGAAAAAGAAAAGGAUUGUCAAGCAUUCCUGAAGCUAAGAAAGAAGCUCUGAGGCAAGCUGACAGUAGUAAUGCUCAUGAAAGUGAAGAUAGUGUUGAUAGUGAAGGGCCUCUAAAAGCAGAUGAUGUUUUGUUUGAAGUUCCUGAACAUUUAAGACGUCCUUCAACCAAGAAAUCAGAAGAGAUGUUGUCUAACCAAAUGCUUUCCGGUAUCCCUGAAGUUGAUUUAGGAAUAGAGGAGCGAAUUCGUAACAUUGAAGCUACAGAGGAAGCCAAAUUAAGAGUUCUGAGGGAAAGAAUGAAGAAAAAAGAGAAAAGUAUGUCCUUUGUGCCUACAAACAUGGCAGUGAAUUUCGUGCAGCACAACAGAUUUAACAUUGAAGAAGCAGACCAACCUAAAGUAAAGAAAAUAAAGACAGAAGUGGCUACCCCUGAAAAGCAGAGCCCUGCCAGGAUUGUAAUUCCUAACCCAGGUCAAAAAUCUAAUAAAGGCAAGGCAGAAGAUGAGGAAAAAGCUACUGACGAUUUUCAUUUUGAAAAAUUCAAGAAGCAAUUUCGAAGGUUUUAGAUUUAAGCUGGUGGUUUGUAUCAAAUAAGUUAAAAUAGAAGCUAUCAUGCAUUUUGGUGAUUGUGUACUUGAAGGAAUUCUUUUUGUUAUAUUUGUAAAUAUUUGCCUUCAUCAGAAAUUCAUAAUGUAUAUAAUCAAUGUAUAAAAUCAUUCAGAA
This is a messenger RNA of Uloborus diversus, 1146 nucleotides long. RefSeq names its product splicing factor C9orf78-like. Lineage: Eukaryota; Metazoa; Arthropoda; Arachnida; Araneae; Uloboridae. The record is from RefSeq and is a predicted model, not a curated record. Gene Ontology annotation, biological process: mRNA splicing, via spliceosome. Bases 6 to 989 code for a protein of 327 amino acids. Gene Ontology annotation, cellular component: spliceosomal complex. The transcript is spliced from 11 exons.